CUCAAACGUUUGUUAUGCCCUCAAUGGGAGUUAUCAGUCAGUUCUCAGUUGAGUUCUAUUCGUGCUGAUCAAAACAUAACCUCAAUCUCCUCUGCCUGGGUGAAAACAGUUAAAAAGAGGUAAAAGUAAAUAAUGUUAACGUAGAAUAAACGCAUUAAAAAUGGAUUUUAAGAAUAUUUUCAGUGCUAUGUUAAGAAAAACUAUAACGUGUAGGAGUAUCUCACAAAUAACAAACCGAAAAAUAUCUCUUUCAUGUGCACAUCUUUGUAGUAAAGACUGUGAUAGUGAUAAAAAAGGGUCGCCCUUAAAAAAAUUAUUGGAAGAUUCAGCAUCUUUUCAAGAUGUCCCUGUCAGUAAACAACAGUGGGUCACGUUGCCUUAUCCAGAGGGUACAAAAAUACAAAGACCUGAAGAAGAUACUAGACCUAAGGUAGACCCUAGAGAUACAUCAAUUAUACUAUUCCCAGGGCAAGGCACACAGUAUGUAGGAAUGGCUAAGGGGCUCCUUAAGUUUCCAAUCGUCAAGGAUCUCUUUGAGUUAGCGAAUUAUAUAUUAAAGUAUGAUUUACUUAAGCUGUGUUUACAAGGACCUAAAGAUAAGUUGGAUGAAACAAGAUAUUGCCAACCUGCAGUACUUGUCACAUCUCUGGCUGCAAUAGAGAGGUUGAAAGAGGAGAGACCAAAUGCAAUAGAAAACUGUGUUGCAACUGCAGGGUUCAGUUUAGGAGAACUUACAGCACUUAUUUUCGCUGGGGCUAUUGAGUUUGAAAGAGGUCUGAGGCUCGUACAAAUUAGGGCAGAGGCAAUGCAGUUAGCUAGUGAGACUCACAAAGGUGGAAUGGUGACAGUAAUCUAUGGUCCUGAGAGCAAGUUAAGGUAUGCCUGUCUCAAGGCCAAAGAAUGGGCUCUGGAUAAGGGUGAUUCCUUUCCAGAAUGUAAAAUUGCCAAUUAUUUGUCACCCAAUUGUAAAGUUGUUGCUGGUAGUGAAUCAGCCUUGGACUUUUUGGAGAGGAAUUACAAAGAAUUCAACAUUAGACGAGUGAUCAGGUUGCCUGUAAGUGGAGCUUUUCAUUCCGAAAUCAUGAGACCUGCUAUGGAGACCUUUAGAAAAGCUUUGAAUAAAACUCAAAUUAAUGAUCCUGCUGUUUCUGUCUAUUCAAAUGUUGAUGGUAAAAAGUAUAGGGAUGCUGAACAUAUUAGGAAGCAGUUGCCUCAACAGGUAUGAGGUUCAGGAGACACAAAGGUGGUAAAAUCGGUGAAAUGGGAACAGUUUCUACAUUAUGUCUACUCAAGGGAUCAAGAUGAACAUUUUCCCAGGACAUUCGAAGUAGGCCCUGGUUCAAGCCUCAAAGCAAUGUUGAAACAAGUCAAUGCCAAAGCUUGGAACGAUUGUUAUAGUAUAGGAGCGUAACAAAUAUAGUUUUUUUAUUAUUCAGUUGUUUUAUUCUAUGAUGCUGAAUGUAAUUUGACUGUGCUUGAG
Messenger RNA from Acanthoscelides obtectus, 1480 nucleotides. NCBI's taxonomy places the organism in Eukaryota, Metazoa, Arthropoda, Insecta, Coleoptera, Chrysomelidae. The record is from the annotation of a GenBank genome assembly.